Molecule: messenger RNA, 5396 nt
Organism: [Torrubiella] hemipterigena
Lineage: Eukaryota; Fungi; Ascomycota; Sordariomycetes; Hypocreales; Clavicipitaceae
Source: the annotation of a GenBank genome assembly
AAGUACACCACCUACCCACCUUCGCCAAAGGAAGAAGAGGAACAGCCAAAGACAGAGACCUACAGGAUGUAACUAUACCUCUUUGGUCAAUGAUUUCAGGCUCCACUGGGUAGAUUUGCUAGCGCAGCACAUCCCUGACGCAGGUCGUUCUACACUGCAUGCACCUGUGCCGUUUCCCGGCGCACGCCUAGCGUUGGCGGCCCCCUUCGCUUUUGCCCUGGCCUCGACAAGUGUAGCUAGCCAAGCUCCCUCUGCUUGCGGCCCUGCCUAUUUCCAGUAUAAUUAGACUUGAGUCGCCCCAUCGCAUCCCGAGUGCACUGUUUCUGAUCUCUUUCCUCCCACGUUCCAUUCCAUCUAUUCUUCGCCACCAAAGUGUAUACUCUUCCCAAAGUUACUUAACUCAAACCCCCAAAAGUCACAAUGAAGUCUACUCUUUUCGCUCUCGGUGCUCUGGCUGCUGCCGUCACCGCUCAGGACAUUGCCAGCCUUCCUCAGUGCGGCCAAACCUGCGCCAACAACAUGAUGGCUGCCGCCAAGGCUCAGGAGCUCAAGUGCAACUCUGGUGACAUGAAGUGCCUGUGCAACAACGUCAACUUCGUCUACGGUCUCCGUGACUGCUCCAAGGCCAUCUGCGAUGCCGAUGGUGCUUCCAAGGUCCUCAACUACGCCGUCACCCUCUGCAAGAACGCCGGUGUUACCAUCAACCCCGAUGGCAGCAACGGCAACGGAAACGGCAAUGGAAACGGCAACGGCAACGGCAACGGCCAGCAGUCUAGUGCUGCCAACUCCGGUGCUGCCAACUCUGGCGCCGCCAACUCUGGUGCCGGCAACACUGGUGCCGCUAACUCUGGCGCCGCCAACUCCGGUGCCGGUAACACUGGUGCUGGCAACACUGGUGCCGCCAACUCUGGCGCUGCCCAGGUCACCACCAUCUACAGCACUUCCACUGACAAGGAUGGCAAGGUUAUCACCACCGCCAUUGCUACCAGCACCAUCGGUGGUGCCAACGGUGGCGAGAACCAGUCUGGUGUUCACAGCGGCGAUGCCAACACCACCAUGGCUACUCAGACCUCUGGCAACGGAGCUGAGGCUACCGGUGCUAACGGUUCCAGCACUGGUGCCAACGGCAACGGCAACGGCAGCAACACCUCCAGCGGUGCCAACGGCGCCAACGGUGGCAAGACUUCUUCUUCUUCUGCCCUCGGUGCUCAGAUGACCGCUGCCCCCGCUGGCGUCCUCGCCGCUGCCGGUAUUGCUGCCCUCUUCCUGUAAAAAGGAUUGAUGCUCAAUUUGGUCGUUUUCGACACUUAAUCUUCUUGUUGCACAUGUUUGACAAAUAAUACCCACCUGGGCUCCAAGGCCAUCCUGACAGCAAUCAUUUUUAUGGAAAGAUGAAUGGACAUGAAGGGAGGAAUAGGAUCAUGCAGGUUAUGCUUGGAGGGGUUUUUACGAUGACUACGUUAUUAUUCCGGUAUAAGACCGAUGACGCGACGUAUUAAUGGAAAAUAAUAAAGAUUAUAUAGCUUCUAUCAAGAUGUCUACGGCUUACCUUGCUGCGUUUUCCACUUGUGCUCAUGAGACAAUUGAAUUGUAAAGAAGAUAAAACUUGCAUUCUGGUAUCGCUGUCUAACUACAUGUAAACACUAACACAUUUUAUUUUAUUUUAUGAGACAGCGUCUUUAAUGACGCAUUGUCUUUCCAAUUUCACUUUCCCAAUCCUUAGCUCUUUCGAAGCCGUUGGAGAAGGUCUGGUAGUCCGAUAAUGCCUGGUACACUUGUUCCUUUGUGUUGAGAACAAAUGGGCCGUACUGGACAACGGGCUGGUCGAGAGGUGUGCCGGCGACGAGGACGAGGCGAGCGUCCUUGUCGGAAGUGUUCUCGAGGUCCACAAUGUCGCCUUCUUGUUCAAAGACAACGUUGUGGUACUGUUCGACCUUUUUGCUAGCGUCUCCCUUGCCGAAGACGGCUUCUCCUUCAAGAACAUAGGAGAAUGCGUUCCAUCCGUGUGGGAGAGGCUGCGAGAUCUUGGCGCCGGGGCGGAGGAGAACGUCGAGGAUCCAAACGGGGGUGUAGGCAAGCUCCUUGACUGAGUCGACUCCGUGGCUUUGGCCAGAAAUGACCUUAAUAGUGGCCUUGCCGUCAUCGACGUCCACCGAGGGGAUCUCAGAAGCUCGUAGAUCGCGAUAUCUUGUAUCACAGAACUUGAGCUCCUUGGGCAGGUCAACCCAUAGCUGUAAUCCGACAUUGGCACUACCAUCAGGGUUUUGAUGAGGCAUCUCGGCGUGCAUCGUGCCCUUGCCGGCCGUUAGGAACUGUAAAUCACCUGCGUAAAUAGUGCCUUUAUUGCCUGCGAAGUCUUCGUGAUCAACUCCUCCUUGGAGGAGGUACGUGAUGGUCUCUUGGCCGCGAUGCGGGCUGGUGGGGUGGUGGUUAGCACUUCUGUGGGGUAAAAAAAAAUGGUGGGGGUGGGAAAAAAACAUACUGGUCGGGGAAUCCGGCACCUGGCUUAAUAGAGAAAUGGUCGAGCAUCAGAAAAGGCGAGAAAUUGCGCAAGUUGGGUGUUCCAAUAGAUCGUCUGACGCGGGCGCCUUGGCCUUCGGCCUGCUCAAUGGCAAGGAAGACCUUGCGGAUGGCGCGGGGAACCGACAUUUCGUUGGCGAAGAGAAAGUGGUUUUGCUGGGUAGCGGAAGCUGUCAAAUUGGCUAAAGAGCCUAGAAUAGAGGUUUUGAAAAGCUGGGGAGCUGUUGCCGGUGCGCUGCUGCUAGUAUAGAGUAAGAGAGCUAGUAGAGCUGUAAGAGUAGCUGUGAGGAGUGUCUUUUCUGUUGGUGUCUGGAGAAACAUGGAAUUUCGAGAGAUGCAGACUGAGGACGGUCUUAUAUAGACGAAUGAGCUCUAUGAUGGAAGAGCUGUGGAAUAGUUUCGAUGAAAAGGACGGCUGGGCUGGUAGAUAAAUCUAGAAGCUCGAUUGGCGAGCUUCAGGUCACGUGGCAUUGAUUUAGAGAUGCUUAUGCAGGCCUUGGGUAAGCCGUUUGGUUGGCUGUGGCGUCAGUCAGCGAUUGGUAAGGCUCGCCAAAUGCCUGAUUAGGCAAUGCCUGGGCACUGCAGUCAGCGGCUGAAAGCGGCUCCUGUACGGUACGGCGCUACUAUUAGCAACCGGGUAGAGGGGUGUUACUGAGCAUUGACUAACUGGGCGUGAGUUUUACAAUAUCAUCAUUUACAAGAAACAUGGCUUGCUGUGUAAAAUCUUGGAAAUUGGAUUGAUGUGUUACGCGAAUAACUAUUUUCGAUUUGUACUAUUUAGUCAUUUUGGAUCGAUUCUCUUCUUCUUCCAUUCAGCGGCUUCCAGCGAAGUGCGACCGUCAACGCAGGAAGAAAAUGCGCCAUGUAGGGUACUGAUGGUCGUGGUUGGUCGUGACAAUGAUAACUUGCUAGCCCUCAAUUCGCUCCCCCAAAAAACCAGUCUGUGUCCAUUCUGCGUGGUUGUUCAAUUUUUCUUCUUCUUUUUCUUUCUCUUCGUCCUUUGAUUUUAGCAUUUGUUGCUAAAACCUACUCGAGGUCUGGUACGUCGUAAUCGCUGGAGGCGCUCCAUGCACAACAUCAAGCCCAGGCCUUCAGGUGGCCUCAACACUGCGCCCGUGGCAUAAUCCGAAAUACAGAUCCCGAUUUGCCUGCAGCCCCAAGGCAAAAAGGCCACAGAGAUUAAUAUCCCGUGUCAAUCACCGCCACGAUAUCCCUUGUUCCUUUUGUUGCGUACUGGCCUGUGAUUGAGAGCGGCCGUUUUCACAUGCUGGCGGGAGCACCCGCAAAAAUAUCGUGUUGCUACUCAGGGGACCAAGUGUCAGUCAGAGUGAGCGUUUGCGCAAUCAGCGUCACAUGUCAGAAAAACACAAGCGAACAACAAUGCCAAAUCAAAGGAGCAACAAAAACAGUAGACGAAAGGACAGGUGAACAUAACAAAGCGUGAUAAAGACAAGUAAUCAAUUGGUUCAAUACAACAAUAAUCUAUUAAGUGUCUCUCAGAAAAAAAAAGAACUGGUAUUUUCGCUUUUGUUGCGUCAUCCAAGUCAUCGCCAUAUCAAUGCAAAGAACAAAUCAGCAGUGCUGGAGUGUAUUGGCUGUCUCCAUAAAGUAUAGAAGUGCCGUAGCAGCUGCAAAAGAGGUAAUCGAAAAUAUAAUGGAUUUCCACGUUAGGGGAAAGACCAACAUAUUGUGAUGAGAUAAAAAACAAAGACAAAGCAGAUUCAGAAAACAGCAGUGCACCCCAAGGUAUAUGCUCAUACGCUCAAGCUGCUGGAGCAGAGGGCUGAGAAACGAGAAAGAAGAAACAACGCCGGACAAGUGAUAAGACUCAAGAGGGAGUGGGUAGACAGGUACAAGGAAGAAGACGGCUGGCUUUGCAUCGUGUCGAGGCAAUCACCAUCCGUCAAGCCGCGCCAUCAAGGCGUCAAGCUAGGCAUCUUUACUGGUUGAUCUUCUCCUUGACGGCCUCAGUGGCCUCAGCCUUCUUGGCGUGAAGGAAUGUGCUCAGGACAGCCAAGGUCUCGGUGGACAGAACGAGAGCAGUGGCAACGGCAGCCUUGCCCUGGCCGACGAUACCCUCCUGCUCGUGCUUCUUGGUCUCAGAGGAGUACACAUCGAAGACGUGGUCGCGACCCUCGAGGCCCUUGUUGUAGGGGAAGAAGAUGAUCUCCUUGGUGUCGUUGUACAGAUCGGAAGUGGGCUUCUUGAUGAUGGGGAAACGCUCGUCGAUGCGGUCGAGGGUCUUGUCACCGAAGGAGUCGGCGCGCUGGACGUAAGGAGAGACGUAGCCGUAGGGCUUAGAGAAGUAAGGAAGGACGGGAGCGGCGAAGGUCUGGUAGGCAGAGUCACCAAGCUUGAUGGAGCGCUGGGCGUAGCCGUUGUUCUUGACGGUGUUGACACUGUCGCUGAUCAAGGGGUAGUUGAGAAGGUGCUGUAGAAAGACUAUUGUUAGUAAAAUAUGGAAUUAUAAUUUGAAGGGUUAUAGUUGGGUCUAGCGUACCUGGAGGAAGGCAGAGUUGAUAGCAGGGGCGACAUCGCCGUUAACCUGAGGAACAGCCAUUGCGAUUAUUGGGAGGGAGUCGUGUAAGGCGAGAGUGGUUGAAUUAUAAGGUGUAGUUGGAAGAAGUCGAAAAGCGUACGCUUUCUUUUAUCGACGGUGACGAUGGAUUGAUGGAUGGAAGCAAAGACAGAGUUGGGAAAUGUGUGUGGAAGGGAACUAUCUCUUUUUGUAUUGUGUACGAUCGAUGGCGACAGCGCAAAGUUGAUGGUGGGCAGCCAAGCGUCGCUCGCAUGUGAAAGUGGCGCACCCAUUAGCAGCAAGGCAGGUGUGGGACAAAAAAAUAGCAGGUGCGAUGGGCGGGCCGGCCAGCUGGCGC